Messenger RNA from Penicillium verhagenii, 1671 nucleotides. RefSeq names its product lysophospholipid acyltransferase. The transcript is spliced from 4 exons. The coding region runs from base 1 to 1671 and encodes 556 amino acids. Gene Ontology annotation, cellular component: membrane; endoplasmic reticulum. Gene Ontology annotation, molecular function: 1-acylglycerophosphocholine O-acyltransferase activity; 1-acylglycerol-3-phosphate O-acyltransferase activity. The record is from RefSeq and is a predicted model, not a curated record. Gene Ontology annotation, biological process: glycerophospholipid biosynthetic process; lipid modification. Lineage: Eukaryota; Fungi; Ascomycota; Eurotiomycetes; Eurotiales; Aspergillaceae.
AUGUUGUCCUAUAUAGACAGCGUGUUCGAGAUCCCUGCACAGCUUACAGGCGCAUCGGUCGAUGAGCUCAAGCUGAUCGGCUCAUUCCUACUCUCCUACCCACUGGCUGCCCUGCUGAAACGGAUCCCCGACGCCCAGCCCUGGAAAAAGAAUGCCUUCAUCGUCGGCGCUUCGCUCUUCUACAUUAUUGGACUUUUUGGCCUCUGGGAUGGCUUGCGAACACUCCUCUACAGCGCGAUCGGAACCUACGCCAUCGCCUACUAUGUAGAUGGCUCGCUGAUGCCCUGGAUCGGCUUCAUCUUCUUGAUGGGUCACAUGUCGAUCAGCCACAUCUACCGUCAAAUCGCGGAUGACUCUCAAAUGGUUGACAUCACGGGCGCGCAGAUGGUGCUCGUGAUGAAGCUUUCGUCUUUCUGCUGGAACAUCCAUGACGGCCGUCUGCCUCAGGAGGUGCUGUCCGACCCCCAGAAGUACUCCGCCAUCACCGAAUUCCCUAGCAUGAUGGACUACGCCGGUUAUGUCCUCUUCUUCCCGUCGCUAUUCGCCGGUCCCUCCUUUGAGUAUGUGGACUACCGUCGCUGGCUCGAUACCACCUUGUUUGAUGUCCCACCAGGCACCGACCCAUCCAAGGUGCCUGCCACCCGCAAGAAGCGCAAGAUUCCUCGCAGCGGCACCCCGGCCUUCAAGAAGGCUGUGGUUGGACUACUCUGGAUUGGCGCAUUCGUGUACCUCGGCGGUAUCUUCACCACCGACUUUGUGCUUUCCGAUGCGUUCUUGCAGUACGGUUUCCCGCGUCGCAUGCUCACUGUGUAUCUGCUUGGCUUCACCUCCCGUCUGAAGUACUACGGUGUCUGGUCUUUGACCGAGGGCGCCUGUAUCUUGUCCGGUCUUGGUUAUAACGGAUUCGACCCCAAGUCUGGCAAGGUGUUCUGGAACCGCUUGGAGAACGUCGAUCCCUGGAGCCUGGAGACAGCGCAGAACUCACACGCCUACCUUGGUAGCUGGAACAAGAACACGAACCACUGGCUGCGCAACUAUGUUUACCUGCGCGUUACUCCCAAGGGCAAGAAGCCUGGGUUCCGUGCUAGCAUGGCAACCUUUGCUACUAGCGCUCUCUGGCACGGCUUCUACCCCGGCUACUACAUGACAUUCGUCCUCGGAUCGUUCGUCCAGACUGUGGCAAAGAAUUUCCGCCGCUACGUCCGUCCCUUUUUCCUGACUCCUGAUGGCUCCAAGCCCAUGCCCACCAAGCGUUACUACGACUUCUUCAGCUGGGCCGCUACGCAGCUUACCCUCGGUUUCGCCGUGAUGCCCUUCAUCAUCCUCAGCUUCAAUCAAUCCAUGGCCGUCUGGUCCCGUGUCUACUUCUACGGCAUCGUCUGGGUCGUUUUGUCACUGGUUGUCUUUGCGUCCUUCUCCCCGGUCAAGGUCAUGCUGGUUUCCAAUCUGAAGCGCCGCAACCGGCCUCAUGUUAUGCGGUCUGUCAGCCAAGAAACUGUGCGCCCUCCGACGCUGGGUCUCCCCAAUGAUCCUGAGCGUGACUUUGAUGAGGCCGUGCAGGAGGUCAAGAUGGAGAUUGAGUCUCGGCGUCGUCGGGGCAGUGUGGUCACCAUGCCUACUGGGGAGGAGCUUAAGAUUGCUGUUGAGCAAAAGAUUGGACGUAAACUGUAA